CGCUUUUCCCCCACUCACCUCUCUCUCUAUUUGUUCCCCAUCUCCUUCAAUUCUGCAAACCCUAACUUUCUCAUUCGGCGCUCAAGUUGUUAUAACUCUGUCUCUUUGAGAUUUGGUACGAUGAUGCUGCGUGCUGUCAUAAGGAGAGCUUCAAGUAGAGCCUCUUCUGCUUCUUCUCUGGGAUUUGGAAAAUCACUGCAAUCAUCUCGCGUUGCAGCGUCUGCGCAAAGCUUUCACUCUGUUUCAUCAACAGAUACCAUUGUGCCUCGUGGAAGCCAUGCUCGUAGCUUCCAUCAUCGUUCUUGUCCAGGGUGUCCAGACUGCUCCAGGACUGUUUCCAGCAGCUUCCGAGGCACAACCCUGCAAAGAUGGGUCAGGCCUUUUUCAUCUGAUAGUGGGGAUGUUGUUGAAGCCGUUGUGCCUCACAUGGGUGAAUCAAUCACCGAUGGAACCCUCGCCAGCUUUCUCAAGAAACCUGGUGACAGAGUAGAGGCUGAUGAGGCUAUUGCACAAAUUGAAACUGACAAGGUGACAAUAGAUAUUGCUAGCCCAGCGAGUGGUGUGAUCCAAGAGUUUCUUGUCAAGGAAGGAGAUACUGUAGAACCAGGAAACAAGGUAGCUAUCAUCUCAACCUCUGCAGACGCUGUCUCUCACGUUGCACCCUCAGAAAAGACAGCAGAGAAACCUGCCGCCAAGCCUUCCCCUCCUGCUGAGGAGCCCAAAGUUGAAAGUAGCAAAGUUGCGGAGAAGCCCAAGGCACCAUCACCUCCACCGCCGACUAAACAGUCAGCUAAAGAACCGCAGCUUCCUCCUAAGGAUAGGGAAAGACGGGUUCCUAUGACAAGACUUCGCAAGCGUGUGGCAACUAGGUUGAAAGACUCCCAAAACACUUUUGCCUUGCUUACAACUUUCAAUGAAGUUGAUAUGACUAAUCUGAUGAAGCUCCGGUCUCAAUACAAGGAUGCAUUCUUUGAAAAGCAUGGAGUGAAGUUGGGGCUUAUGUCUGGUUUCAUCAAAGCUGCUGUUAGUGCCCUCCAGCACCAACCAGUAGUAAAUGCAGUUAUCGAUGGAGAUGACAUCAUUUACAGAGACUACGUUGAUAUCAGUAUUGCCGUUGGUACCUCUAAGGGUCUUGUGGUUCCAGUCAUCAGAGGUGCUGACAAAAUGAACUUUGCUGACAUUGAGAAAACGAUAAACUCUCUAGCCAAGAAGGCUAAUGAAGGAACCAUAUCAAUCGACGAGAUGGCUGGAGGAUCAUUCACUGUAUCUAACGGUGGUGUCUAUGGAAGUCUCAUUAGCACUCCUAUCAUCAACCCUCCUCAGUCUGCUAUACUUGGAAUGCAUUCAAUCGUGCAACGUCCAAUGGUUGUGGGAGGAAGCGUGGUACCGAGGCCGAUGAUGUAUGUUGCGCUCACAUAUGAUCAUAGGCUGAUUGAUGGAAGAGAGGCUGUGUAUUUCUUGCGCCGUAUUAAGGAUGUUGUGGAAGAUCCUCAGAGGCUUCUUCUCGACAUAUGAUGACAGAAAGAUUCUGAGAAGACAGAAGAGAUCACAAGUCUUUUGAUCUUUGUUUCCUUUACAGAUUUGCUAUCUGAGAAAAAAAAAACUGAACUACUUUUUCGAGUACUGGGCUGGGAAAGCCUCUCGGUGUAUUGAGUUUAUUUAUUUUAUAUACAGUUUGAACAAAAUGUUACAAUUUUGACUUAAAUAAUGUCAUUGAUUUUUAUUGGGAUUUUCACUUC
Molecule: messenger RNA, 1739 nt
Organism: Brassica oleracea var. oleracea
Lineage: Eukaryota; Viridiplantae; Streptophyta; Magnoliopsida; Brassicales; Brassicaceae
Product: dihydrolipoyllysine-residue succinyltransferase component of 2-oxoglutarate dehydrogenase complex 1, mitochondrial
Exons: 15
Coding region: 121-1515 (464 amino acids)
Biological process (GO): tricarboxylic acid cycle
Cellular component (GO): oxoglutarate dehydrogenase complex
Molecular function (GO): dihydrolipoyllysine-residue succinyltransferase activity
Source: RefSeq, a predicted model, not a curated record